Molecule: messenger RNA, 3413 nt
Organism: Agelaius phoeniceus (red-winged blackbird)
Lineage: Eukaryota; Metazoa; Chordata; Aves; Passeriformes; Icteridae
Source: RefSeq, a predicted model, not a curated record
AUGGGGGAGAGCGGGGUGCCCCCGCAGGUCCAGCUCUUCCUCCGCGCCUGCGAGCAGGGCGACUGCGAGACCGCCCGACGCCUCUUGGGGCUGCCCGUCGGCGGCGGCGACCCCGCGGCCCCCUCCUCCUUGUCGUGCGGCCCCGAGGAGACGGCGGCGGAGCCCCGCGGCGAAGCGUCGUCCCCGCCGAGCCCCGCCGUGCCCGUGGACUGCACGGACGAGGCCGGCAACACGGGGCUGCAGUUCGCCGCGGCGGGGGGGCACGAGCAGCUGGUGCGGUUCCUGCUGCGGAAGGGCGCCUCGGUGCAGAGCAGGAACCACUACGGAUGGAGCCCCCUCAUGCAAGCGGCCAGGUUUGGACAUCUAAGCGUGGCCCACAUCUUGCUGGAGAAUGGUGCUGAUCUCAAUGCACAGAACAAGUUAGGAGCCAGUGUCCUCACAAUGGCCUCCAGAGGCGGUCAUGUCAGCAUGGUGAAAUUGUUGCUGGAAUCUGGAGCUUUUGUGGACAAUUACGACCAUUUUAGCACAAAUGUACUUAACAGCAGCAGAGAUGAUCUUCCCGAUAUCACUCCACUGAUGGCAGCUGCUCAGCACGGACAUGAGGCAGUGGUGCAUCUGUUGCUAGACUGGGGAGCUGAUUGUAACUACACUAUAAAGACAAUGGGCUGGAGCCCUUUAAUGCUGGCAGCCGUCAGUGGAAAGGUGAGCUUGGCACAGCAGCUCAUGGAGAAAGGUGCCAACCCUGAUCACUUGAAUGUGCUACAUAAAACACCUUUUGAAAUCUCUGUUGGCUUCAAACACAAAGACAUGAAGGACUAUUUGGAAUCUUUCACAACUAUUAGGCCUCAGGCAGAUGCAGAAAAGAGGCAACCUGAUGUCUUUCAUGCUUUGAAAAUGGGAAACUUUCAGCUGGUUAAAGAGAUCAUUGAUGAAGAUCUGAGUCAGGUUAAUGUUACCACUGUUGAUGGUGCAUCUCCUUUAAUGAUUGCAGCUGUAACUGGACAGCUGCCCCUUGUUCAGUUCCUUGUUGAGAAAAAGGCUGAUAUUGAUAAGCAGGAUAAUGUUCAUGGCUGGACAGCACUAAUGCAGGCCACGUACCAUGGAAACAAAAAUGUUGUUAAGUACUUGUUAAAUCAAGGAGCUGAUGUUAACCUUCGUGCGAAAAAUGGAUACACAGCGUUUGACCUGAUAAUGCUGCUGAAUGAUCCAGAUACAGAGCUUGUAAGGUUACUGGCAUCAGCAUGCAUGCAAGUAGAUAAAGACAAGAACAAAGUGAACAACAGAUCAUCUCUGCCUCGUUCCAGAAGUAGGCAAUCCUUAAAUGUCCCAAUCUUGCCAGAUGACAAAGGAGGCCUAAAGUCCUGGUGGAGCAGGAUGUCCAAUCGAUUCCGCAAGCUGAAGUUGACUCAGACAUUGCGCCAUGGAUUUCCUUCUAAUCAGUUUGUGCCUUUUCCGGAUGAGACUGAACCAUCAUUAAAUUCCACUAUAAAAGUAGCCUCACAGAGUGAUACAGACAUGUCUGGAAACCUUGAUGCUGCUGCAGCUUGGAACACAAAUAACAAAGCUAGUGGUGCAAACACUGUGAAAGGAGAAAAGGACGAUGAAUUAUUGAAAACUAUGCUGAGGAGUAGUGCUCCAUUUACCAGGCUGCCCAGUGAUAAGCUGAAAGCAGUGAUACCACCUUUCUUACCACCCUCAAGCUUUGAGCUUUGGAAUUCUGACCGAACCCGACUCAGCAAGGAUGGCAAAGCUGAACAGAUGAGAACUGCCUGGCCACAGAGAGCAGUCAAGCACGAUUUUAACAGCAGUGGGAAUUCUGAUAUAACAUCUGUUAGCAAAGUUACUAGACCAGUCAAAUUGCCAACAUUUGCAAGAAGACCAGCAUCUCCUUCAAAUUCCAAUAACUUCAACCAUUCUCCCCAUUCUUCUGGUGGAUCUAAUAACAUUGCAGGAAUUAACAGGCAUGGAGGAGAACUGCAUAACAGAUCAGGUGGCAGCGCAGAUAAUGUUUUGUCUCAGAUUGCAGCCCAAAGAAGAAAAGCAGCAGGCUUACCUGAACAGAAACCCAGCCAACAGCACAGUCCAGUCCAGUCAACUCCUUCAUCUACUGUGUCGGAUUUGCAGUGUGCUCAGAUUGUUGGCAAUGGAAAUGUUGUAAAGCAAAAACUGGAGAUGAACAAAAGACCUCCAUCUGGGACUUCAUCUACAUCUAAAAGCACAUCACCAACCCUCACACCUUCUCCAUCACCUUCCCCAUCUCCAAAGGUCCAAAACGCAGAGUCUUCUGUCUCUUCUUCUCACAGACACGCCAAGAGCAAUGGCUCCAGCAGUGGUACUAUUACAGAGGAUGAUGAGCUGACUGGCAUCCUUAAAAAAUUGUCACUUGAGAAAUAUCAGCCUAUAUUUGAGGAACAGGAGGUGGAUAUGGAAGCUUUCCUCACACUUACUGAUGGUGAUUUGAAAGAGUUGGGUAUUAAAACGGAUGGAUCAAGGCAGCAAAUUUUGGCAGCUAUUUCUGAACUGAAUGCAGGAAAGGGUCGAGAGAGACAGAUUUUACAAGAAACUAUACACAACUUCCACUCUUCCUUUGAGAGUAGUGUUAGUAACACACGGCCACCAGGUCAUUCCCAAUCUCCUGGCUGCUCUUUAAAACCACAAGAAGCCAUUUCUUCUAAAAGGUAGCUACUGGAACAAAAGCGGUUUUUAUUUUUUAUGGUGAACCUUGGCAUCUGACUAAGUAAAUCCAUACAAAUGAAAAUUUGAAAAGUUAAUCCUGACUACACUGACAUAGGAUUUGCUGCAGUAACAUGUUUAAAAUACAAAACCAACAGAAAGGCAAAGAAAAUAACAAAGAGAUUGCCUCAAUAGUUCAACCUAAGUGUUGAAUUGUUCAAGGCAUCAGUGGUCUGAAUUUAAGAAGAGCAAAGUCAGAAGAGCAGGAAGAAUGGGUGAACGUGCAAGAAGAUGGAUGUUCCAUUCCUCUCAUGCCCAUAGAUGAAGAACCCACAGGAGACCAACAUGGGCACAAGUCAAGAGGAACCAAAAGCAUGGACGAAGGCAAGAAGGACACCACAAAUUGUGACCACCUUCUACAUGGGGAAAUACAUAAGCUGAAUAUGCCUCUUUUGAUUGGAUACAGAUAAAGUAGUCUAGAUUGAAAAUGUAAUGAUUUCAUGGGAAGAAAUACAAAGGAGAAGUAAUGCUGCAUUCUUCAAUAACCAAAAUAUAUUAUUUUAUCUAUUCAAUAUUAUGAGGUUAGAACAGCAGUAAAAGUAAAAACAAAAUACCUAUUUGUAAAAACAGCACUUUAUUUGAGUAAAUGCAUAAUCUGUCACCAAUAUUUAAGCAGAAAGAAUGUUGAAUUAUUUUAUAUUGAUGACUAUUUUUUUGAGAAUAAAACCAUUUACAUGAUA